Talaromyces proteolyticus is the source of this 681-nucleotide messenger RNA. RefSeq lists its product as uncharacterized. Lineage: Eukaryota; Fungi; Ascomycota; Eurotiomycetes; Eurotiales; Trichocomaceae. Gene Ontology annotation, molecular function: 2 iron, 2 sulfur cluster binding; iron ion binding; 4 iron, 4 sulfur cluster binding. The coding region runs from base 1 to 681 and encodes 226 amino acids. Gene Ontology annotation, biological process: iron-sulfur cluster assembly. The record is from RefSeq and is a predicted model, not a curated record. The transcript is spliced from 2 exons. Gene Ontology annotation, cellular component: mitochondrion.
AUGUCGAGGCCUCUCCACAUCCAACCAUGCCGGAAUCGACAUAACUUUGCUAUUUCGUUCAGCAACUUGAUUGUUCCUCAUUCGCAAGCUGCGUCCUACUCUCCCAACCCCGUUCUGUGCAUAUCGUCAAGGCAGUCUGUACUCGCCAAACGAAGUCAAGUAUCUCCGCCACAUCGAUCGUCGUUUAAUAAACAGCUCUUGUCGUUUACAACAACUGCGCAAAGGAGGGCGACGAGUGUGGUGUUGAAUCCCAAGGAGGAUGAUGAUGGGAAUCCCCUCCUUAUAGAAAUAUCACCACGGGCUGCGAAGCGGCUACGAGAUAUCACAGACCCAGCAUCAACCUCGGUAGCAACGACAUUGAAAGGAAACCCAUACAAUCAUCUGCGCAUCACUGUAACAAGUGGUGGCUGUCAUGGCUUUCAAUAUCUAAUGUCCUUGGAAUCAUCAUCCAAGAUCGACGCUGAAGAAGACACCAUAUUUGAAGCUGAAGCAGAACCAGCCGACUCAUCCGAGACGAAGGGAGAAGCGAAAGUCGUCAUGGAUGGCCCUUCACUUGAGCUCUUGUCCGGCAGUACCGUGGACUUUACUACCGAGCUGAUUGGGAGUCAAUUUAAAAUCGUAGACAAUCCUCGGGCCACUAGCAAUUGUGGCUGUGGGACGAGCUUUGAUGUGAAGGAUUGA